GGCGGCGGUAUCAUGGUGACGGUGAAGGCUGUGUGUGUGCUGAAGGGAGAGAGCUGCGUGACGGGCGUCAUCAACUUCGAGCAGCAGGAUAAUGGACCAGUAACGCUCUCAGGAAGGAUUACAGGUUUGACUGAAGGAAAACAUGGCUUCCAUGUCCAUGAAUUUGGAGACAACACAAAUGGAUGUACCAGUGCAGGUGCUCACUUCAAUCCUAAUGGCAAAAACCAUGGUGGACCACAGGAUGAAGAGAGGCAUGUUGGAGAUCUUGGCAAUGUGAUUGCCAAUAAAGAAGGUGUGGCAGAAGUGUCAAUUAAAGAUCGUUUAAUUUCUCUUACGGGACCGCUUUCUGUUGUUGGACGCACCAUGGUGGUCCAUGAGAAAGAAGAUGACUUGGGUAAAGGAGCAAAUGACGAGAGUUUAAAAACUGGCAAUGCUGGUGGUCGUCUGGCUUGUGGUGUUAUUGGAAUAGCUAAGAUCUAAAUAUUGACUACCUAAAAGCACUUAAA
Mauremys reevesii (Reeves's turtle) is the source of this 506-nucleotide messenger RNA. RefSeq names its product superoxide dismutase [Cu-Zn]-like. Bases 13 to 480 code for a protein of 155 amino acids. Gene Ontology annotation, molecular function: copper ion binding; superoxide dismutase activity. The record is from RefSeq and is a predicted model, not a curated record. NCBI's taxonomy places the organism in Eukaryota, Metazoa, Chordata, Testudines, Geoemydidae. The transcript has a single exon. Gene Ontology annotation, cellular component: peroxisome; nucleus; cytosol. Gene Ontology annotation, biological process: removal of superoxide radicals.